AUGGCCGGGGCGCUGCUGCGCGGGGUGCGGCGCUUCCCCUGGCUCUGCAACGUGCUGCUCUACGGGGGGCUGUUCGCGGCGGGGGACGCGGCGCAGCAGCGGCUGCGGGGACAGCCGCCCGACUGGGCGCAGACGCGGCGGGUGGCGCUGGUGGCCCUGGCCUUCCACGGCAACUUCAGCUACGUGUGGCUGCGGGCGCUGGAGCGGGCGCUGCCCGGCCGCCGCCCGGCCGCCGUGCUGGGCAAGGUGCUCUGCGAUCAGCUUCUGGGCGCGCCCGUCGCCGUCCUCGCUUUCUACACGGGUAUGAGCAUCCUUCAGAGGAAAGAGGACAUCUUUUCAGACUGUAAAAAGAAAUUUUGGAAUACAUAUAAGACAGGACUGAUGUACUGGCCUUUUGUGCAGCUAUCAAACUUCAUUUUGAUCCCAGUUCACCUGAGAACAGCUUACACUGGGCUGUGUGGCUUUGUCUGGGCUUCCUUCAUUUGCUUUUCCCAACAGAGUGGAGAUGGCACAGCAAAGUCAGCAUUUAUGUGGCUCCAAGGAGAGAAGGUCAAUGCAGAUGAAGAAUCAUCAGACAAAUAAGAACUUUACUUCUGAACACAUUCUAAAUUGCUAAAUUUGAUUUGUGAAAGUCAGUAAAUCACACUGCGGCCUCAUUGCUGUGUUUAAAAUAAGCAGUUAUCUCAAUAUUUGGUGGUUAGUAUAAGCAGUGGAACAGUUUGUCUUUGUGCCUGUUUAUUUUUCAUGAAAGAGGCCAGUUGUAUAUUGACAUUUAAUUAUUUUCAUGCUGUCAGCCCAUCUCAUCUGGGAAUAACUGACUUACAGGGCAAUGUAAGCAUUUGCACAUCAUGUCAGGAUGCAUCACUGGGGAGAAGUAUUAAUGGUAAUUUAAUUUUCAAGCAACUUGUAAUUGCUAGAAAAAGGGGAAUAGAACAUUAAAUCAUCAGUUGUUGGACUUGAUAAUUGUUAUAAAUGCAAGAUUACUUUGCAGAACAAAAUUUUAUGGAUUCCAUAUCUAAAAAGUGGCAUUGAACAUGUUUCAUUGAGAGGAAACAAAAGUACUGUGUUUGUAGAGCCCACUUUUCUAUGGGGCCAACUUGUUUUAUUCUGUGUGAAAAUUUAUAUAGGAAAUUAAUUAUUUCAUAGAACAUACAAACCUGAUUACUAUAUUUGUAUAUGUUUUAUCUUAGCUGGGAGAAUAAAGAUUACUUUGGUAAGAGUCCUUUGGGGUGGGUGCUGCCCAUUGACCCUUGGGGUCAGUCAUAAGCAGCUCCUGCACAGUGGAACCCCCCCAAACACUGCAGGGAGCAUUUGUUCUGUGUGCAGCCACUGCUUCCUUUGCUCCUCAAGGGCCAAAGGUACAUGGGGGUCUGGACUCCUCUGCUCUUUUUAGCUAUUUCAUCAUGCUGAAGAUAUAAUUAAAAUUUUGAAGAAAAAGAACGUGGGAAGGAAGGUAACAUGAAGGCAGAAUCCAGGUGUAUAUAUAUAUA
Molecule: messenger RNA, 1490 nt
Organism: Pseudopodoces humilis (Tibetan ground-tit)
Lineage: Eukaryota; Metazoa; Chordata; Aves; Passeriformes; Paridae
Gene: MPV17L
Product: MPV17 mitochondrial inner membrane protein like
Biological process (GO): mitochondrial ribosome assembly
Cellular component (GO): membrane; cytoplasm; mitochondrion
Source: RefSeq, a predicted model, not a curated record